UGUUGUCAGUUGAAAACAUGGCCAGCAAGAGAGAAGAAGUGGCACAUAAUUCUAGCGUGGAUUUAUUUUCUCUACAGGAUGUAUUGUAUGCAUUUAAUAAUAGUUUAAGUGAAGAACAGGCCUGGGCUGUUUGUUAUCAGUGUGCACAAUUUUUUGAGCAAAAUCCAUCCCAGGAUAGUUUUAGAGAUCUUUAUUAUUAUGGAAUUACUGCGAUUGGAUUAUCAAAAGAAGGGGAUGUUAAAAUAGAAGUGAAUUUCAGUCAGGGUUCGGGAAAAGGCCCUCCUAAGAAUAGAAGUUCAUUUUCACUGAGUAGAGAAUUCAAAACAGUUAUCACACCUACAGAUGUACGACAGGCCCUGGGAACAGCAAUAUACAAGGCCCUGGACUUUGGCCUCAGUGAAUCAGAGGAGCCGCAUCUGAGUUCUGACCUGGAGGCCCUGAUAGAGUUCCUCACAGAUCACCCAACAGAUGAUGAUGAGGGUAUAGAUAUUGAGAGAGAUUCUGACCAGGAUAUUGACGACAGUCAGGGUCGUGAACAGUCAGAGUUCCAGGAUAUCAUUGAUAGUUGUGUGAGGCGCCUGUCAAGUCAGCAGAAUGCCCAGCUACACUACAAGGCUGUGUGUCGUGCCCUGGCCACAGAGGCAACAGAACUCGUUACAUUCCUCGAUAAUAUUGCAAAAGGACAAGAGAAAUUGGCAACUAAUAAAGGUGAUAACCAACCUUCUGUUGAUGACCUUGAAAGGUCAGAUUGGGCUAGGCUAUGGGUACAGAUCAUGCGUGAAUUACGGCAUGGGGUACGGUUGAAAAAAGUUGAACAAGUCCAACUUCUUCCGCUAGAGUUUGAACUCACACCAUUUGAGAUUUUGCUUGAAGACAUACGGCUAGGCAGAUUCAAACUCAACAGAAUAAUGGUGAAUGGUGACAUUCCGAGGAAGGUCAAGGACGAUGCUCAUGCUGUCAUACUAGACUUCAUACGAUCCAGACCCCCACUCAAACCUGCAAAUAGACGUAAAUUAAAAGAGCGGCCACAGGAAAUGGACCCUAGAGAAUUACUGUUACAAGAUAUACGCCAACCUCAGACUUUAAAACCUGUCAAACAUGGCAAGGUUGUUGUUCGGAAGCCAACAUUAGACUGUGAUACAAAUGAUUCCUCAGAGGAAGAGAGCCCAAAACAAGUGAGAAAAGUCAUCAAACCAGUAGCAGCCUUUCAGGUAUCGAAUGGAAGUCAAGAGGUACGUAAAGCACUAGACCCGAUGAUUAAAACCACUCCCACAAAAAAAAAAAGUAUUUUGUAUGCCCACACUGAAAAUAUUCCAGACGUGAUUAAGACGAGUCGUGCUGAGUUCAAGGUGGUCGAUUUACUGCAUGUAAGUUGGAAAACGGAAUGCUGUCGUCAGGACCCUACUAACAAGUCUAACCCCUGCUCUGACUGCAGACCCCUUCCCUCACAUAAAUGGCAGAAUCCUAUAGAAUGUUUGUCGUUGACGUUGGAGGAAGUGACACAUAUCCGCUGUGUACUGACCAAAGCUGAGCUCGAAAGUCUUAUAACCAAUCCAGAACUUUAUAGUCAAGUUAGCAAGGGAAAGGUGUGUUUUACAUGCAAGAAGACAAAGUUUUCCUUAUUUGGUCAGUGGGGUACCAAAUGUAAAUUCUGCCAAAGAACUGUUUGCAAUUACUGUCUCAGAAAGAUGAGUGUUCCUACAGAACAUUUUGAGAAGAUCCCUGUGUAUACACUCAGUCCUGUUCCUUUAAGUCCAGAAGUGCUAGAAGCUCUCAAAGUCUAUGAAAGCACUGGUUCCGUUCCACAUAGCCCCGUUACUAACAGAAAGCUUGCUGAGACAGACAGCAAUAGUAAAACAGCAGAGGAACCAGACACUCCAGUAUCAGAGGAGAAUAAAACAGCCACUAGGAGAAAGUCUCUACAGAGGUCACAUACCAUUGGUGUUGGUGUAGGGUCAAGGCCACCUCCUAACAAGGCAUUGUUGAAAGGACCUCAGAUGAGCAUAUGUUGUGAUUGUAAAACUAUGAUAAUGGAAAUAAUUCGAGCCAGUAGAUCUUCAGUGUCUCUCAUUACGGGCAAACCUGAGGCCCAGGAAGGGGAUAAAAAUAAAGACUCAGUGACCCCUAGGAGCCAGUUGUCUGCAAGAUCUUCAGUUGUAUUAAGACCAAGACAUUUAAAUCUUGAAGAACGACCGAGGCCUAGGUCUAUGCUAGAUAACUUCAAGUCAUUUAAUUUUUCAAAAACAAGUACUGAUGCAUAAUAUACACAAUAUUUUAUCACAGAGGGGGAUUGGUCCUGUGAUGUUUUUAUUUCCAGAUUUCUUUUAUAUUCAUGCAAAAAAAAAACACUAGCUACAUAUUAGGAGAAUUUGAUGACAUGACUCUCAAAGUUAACUUUAAAUUUUUAGUUCACCAGAGCACAAGGUGUUUAUGGUGAGCAUUUAAGGUUGUUGGAUGUCUGUCACCUGUUUGUUAGAAACGUUCCUUUGUUUACCAUAUACCAAGAAUGUUCUAGUUAUUACUGUUUGUCAAAAAUUUGGCCUCCAGAGCUUGUAGGCAUUUUCUGCUAUAUGAAUUUAGUGUUUCUUUUGUGUAUUUAGUGGAAACUUAAAAAAUCUUCCUGUCAGAAAACACUGUCCAAAUUGAAGAAUAAUGUCCAUGUGCGAUCCCCUACCAAAACUGUUGAGACUCAGUUGAGGGAUCUAGGGCCAACAAGACCUUCUUGUUUUCUUGCAUGAAUUUCCAGUUUCUUCACCUCACUGAUGUUAGUAAAUUCAGCUGCCAAGUUUUCUUACAUAGUGUUAAAUACGAGACAUACAUUCAACACUUCAAAGACAUCAUUUGAUCAUUUAUAGGCAUAUACACACCUACACAUUUUUCUCAGAGAUGCAACUCAAAUAUACCCAGAAUGCACCACGUAGCACAUGGAAACCAAAACUUUCAUUGUGAAGCAUGACUUGUGACUCCUUGAUC
Messenger RNA from Mercenaria mercenaria, 2973 nucleotides. RefSeq names its product protein spire-like. Gene Ontology annotation, cellular component: cell cortex; cytoplasmic vesicle membrane. The transcript is spliced from 16 exons. Lineage: Eukaryota; Metazoa; Mollusca; Bivalvia; Venerida; Veneridae. Gene Ontology annotation, molecular function: actin binding. Gene Ontology annotation, biological process: intracellular transport; actin filament network formation; actin filament polymerization. The coding region runs from base 18 to 2261 and encodes 747 amino acids. The record is from RefSeq and is a predicted model, not a curated record.